AUGGAGAGCCAACGCAAAUCACCCGAAAAGGGCCUCGAGCUUCAGGACACGUCCGCAAGUGUCGGCGGCGGCGGCAUGGAUCAGGUUGCGGACCCGGCGGCUGUUCGUUCUCUCAAACGCAAGGCUGACUGGAUCCUCCUGCCCAUUCUGAGUUUUGCGUAUUUGUGCAACUCCUUGGAUCGCUCUAACAUUUCCAAUGCUCACACAGCCGGUUUGGAAGCAGAUGUUGGUCUCGUGGGCAACCAAUUCAAUCAACUCCUCACCUAUUACCAGAUCGCAUUUGUUCUCCUAGGUCCUGUGGUCUCCCUGGCUACGAAGCUGCUUGGUGCAAAGUACACCAUCUCGGGUAUGCUGUUUGUCUUUGGAAUCGCCUCUCUUGCCACGGGGUGGGCCAGGACCUUCCAGACGCUCGUCGUGUGCCGAGUCUUUGUGGGCGCGUUCGAGGCCGGAUUCCUCGGGUCCGUCAUCUACUAUCUCUCGGUGUGGUACACCAGAAAGGAGCUGGGCAGCCGCCUGGGCAUCUUUUAUGGGUCGCUGGUUGCCUCAUCCGCCUUUGGCGGCCUGCUGGCUUACGGCAUGUUCCAAGUCAAACCUGGGCCCGGCUACUUCCGGUGGUCAUACCUCUUCUUCCUCGAGGGCGGAAUGACCACCUUGUGGGCUGUUGUGUGCUUCUUUCUCGUGCCCUCGGAUACUCAAUCGGCAUGGUUCCUCAACGAGGCCGAGAAGCAGGCGGCCAAAGCAAGGCUGCAGAAAGACUCUGUCGAGACCUCCGAGGGCAACUUCAACCUCGGGCAGGCGCUCUCCGAGUUUAAAACCCCCCAUGGCUGGAUACGCAUCGUGAUUGUAUUCGUUGCCGGCACGGUGCUGACUUCCAACGCUAAUUUCCUGGCCAUGGUUGUCACGCGGCUCGGGCUCAGUGUCAUCCAGACCAAUUUGUACACCGUCGCCCCAGCGCUGACCGGCGCUGUUGUUCUCAUCGCAUACUGCAAGUCGUCCGACCACUUCCGCGAGCGUGGCGACCACAUGGCAGGCUCCUUCGUGGUCAGCUUGGUAGGCUAUGCACUGCUCUUCACCAUCGACCCGACAAACACCUCUAUUCUCUACUUUGCCAUAUUCCUCUGCACGCUUGGCGCCUACCCAAGCACCCCUCUCGGAGCCGCCUGGCUCGUCGCCAACAUUCCUGACCUCAAUGCCCGCGCUCUGACCAGCGGCGUGUACAUUGCCGCCGCCAAUUCGGCGGGAUUCCUCUCGAGCAACAUUUACCUCUCCGCCGAGGCGCCGCGGUACGUCACGAGCCUCCGCGUCAACAUCACCAUGUGCUGUCUCGGCGCCGCGGCCACGACAGCUUACGGAACCUGGAUGCGCUGGGAGAACCGCCGAAGGGAUCAGAAGUACGGAGGUGGGGUGGCUGGUGAUACUAGCUCUGGUUCCCGUGACCCGCGUUUCCGAUUUCAGCUGUAG
Microdochium trichocladiopsis is the source of this 1461-nucleotide messenger RNA. Its product is annotated as major facilitator superfamily domain-containing protein. Bases 1 to 1461 code for a protein of 486 amino acids. NCBI's taxonomy places the organism in Eukaryota, Fungi, Ascomycota, Sordariomycetes, Xylariales, Microdochiaceae. Gene Ontology annotation, cellular component: membrane. The record is from RefSeq and is a predicted model, not a curated record. Gene Ontology annotation, molecular function: transmembrane transporter activity. The transcript has 7 exons. Gene Ontology annotation, biological process: transmembrane transport.